Molecule: messenger RNA, 2235 nt
Organism: Cercospora beticola
Lineage: Eukaryota; Fungi; Ascomycota; Dothideomycetes; Mycosphaerellales; Mycosphaerellaceae
Molecular function (GO): oxidoreductase activity; FMN binding
Source: RefSeq, a predicted model, not a curated record
CCCAGAUGAGCGCCGAUUCACAUGCUUAGCACGGUCCCUGCACGAUUAGAAUCAAAAACGACCGACGGCCCCGUCUGCGUCGCUGUGGUGUUCCUCUUUCCAUCGCCCAGACCAAGUGCAUAGCGGCUGGCUAGUCUGCGAACGGCAUUUACCUCGGCCAGAAAAGCACCUGCAUAAUAGACGACUGUCGGCGCGCUGCCUCUCGCCGCCUUCCCACCACGCACCUCCACCUCCUCUCGCUGUCUUUGCAUUGAAUCGAAAUCACAGCCAUCAUGCCUGAGAGAGUCAUCGUUGUCGGCGCCGGCCUUUCCGGUCUGAGCGCUGCUCACACCAUCUACUUGUCCGGCGGCAAUGUUCUGCUUCUCGACAAGAACAACUUCAUGGGUGGCAACUCCACCAAGGCCACUUCCGGAAUCAACGGCGCCUUGACUCGCACACAGGUCGACCACGGCAUCGGCGACAGCGUCAAGCAGUUCUACGACGACACCUUCAAGUCGGCUCGCGACAAGGCCCGCCCAGACCUCAUCAAGGUCCUCACAUACCAAUCUGCGUCCGCCGUCGAGUGGCUGCAGGACAUCUUCAACCUCGAUCUCACACUCGUCUCGCGGUUAGGAGGUCACUCCUUCCCGCGAACACACCGUGGCCACGAUGCCAAGUUCCCCGGUAUGGCCAUCACAUACGCCCUCAUGCAGCGAUGGGAGGAGCUGUGCGAGAAAGAACCAGAGCGAACCGAGUUGAUCAAGAAGGCAAAUGUCAAGAGCAUCAACAUGGAUGGCAACAAGGCGACUGGUGUUACAUAUGAGCUCAACGGCGAGCAAUUCUCCGUCGACGGCCCUGUCGUGCUUGCGACCGGUGGUUACGCUGCCGAUUUCACAGAGGACUCGCUCCUCAAGAAGCACAGGCCCGACACCUUCGAUCUGUCGACCACAAACGGCAACCACGCCACUGGUGAUGGACACAAGAUGUUGAUGAAGAUUGGCGCCAACGGAAUUGACAUGGACAAGGUGCAAGUGCACCCAACUGGUCUCGUCGACCCCAAGGACCCAACUGCCAAGACGAAGUUCUUGGCCGCUGAGGCGCUCCGUGGUGAGGGUGGUCUUCUGCUGAACUCCAAGGGUGAGCGAUUCGUCGACGAGCUCCAGCACCGUGACUUCGUCUCCAACAAGAUGUGGGAGGAGAAGGAGAAGGGCAACUGGCCAAUCCGCCUCUGCUUAAACAGCAAGGCAUCCAACACACUCGACUUCCACACUCGUCACUACUCUGGUCGUGGCCUGAUGAAGAAGAUGACCGGAGCUGAGCUCGCGAAGGACAUUGGCUGCGGCGAGAAGAAGCUCAACGAGACCUUCACUGCAUACAACAAGUACGCAAACGGCGAAGAGAAGGAUCCAUUCCAGAAGAAGUUCUUCCACAACUUCCCAGUCGAGGUCAAUGAUGACUUCCACGUUGCCGUUAUGGAGCCAGUGCUCCAUUUCACCAUGGGUGGUAUCGAGAUCAACGACAAGUCGCAAGUGCUCAACUCCAAGGGCGAGCCUUUCGAGGGUCUCUUCACUUGCGGUGAGUUGGCUGGUGGUGUCCACGGUGCCAACCGUCUUGGUGGUUCAUCGCUUCUCGGCUGUGUCGUCUACGGACGUGUUGCCGGUUCCAGCUCGAGCAAGUACCUCUUCCAACAAGUCCUCAACAACUCUGGUGGCCAGGCCGCAUCGCGUGCAGGCCAAAUCAGCUUGCACAUCGACCCAAGCCAGCCAGGCAAGAUCUCCGUGGAGUGGGGCAAUGGCGCCUCUGCCAGCAGCAGCGAUAGCUCUUCACAGAUUCGACAGCAAGGUCAACUAUCCGCCGCUCCAGUUAUGGGUGGCUCCAAGGAUAGCAAGGACCCCGGCCAGGUUACCAAGACGAACGAUAUCAAGUCGUUCAAGGUGCCAGAGAAGGAGUACUCGCUCGAGGAGGUUGCCAAGCACAACAAGAAGGAGGAUCUCUGGAUUGCGGUCAAGGGUGUCGUGAUGAACGUCACUGACUGGGUUGACGAGCACCCAGGUGGCCCACAGGCCCUCUUCUCACACAUGGGCAAGGACGCAUCAGAAGAGUUCGAGAUGUUGCACGAUGAUGAAGUGAUACCAAAGUACGCCGCAGAGAUUGUCAUUGGACGAGUCAAGGGCCAGGAGGUCACACUCGAGUACUAGGCAAUGAGUUUGACGAGCGAAACAUGACAUCUUUAUUUAACGCUUUCUCGGAGGCAGA